Sordaria macrospora k-hell is the source of this 486-nucleotide messenger RNA. NCBI's taxonomy places the organism in Eukaryota, Fungi, Ascomycota, Sordariomycetes, Sordariales, Sordariaceae. The record is from RefSeq and is a predicted model, not a curated record.
AUGGCUAUCCACUAUCUAAUCCUCCUUUCGCGCCAGGGCAAAGUGCGCCUGGCCAAAUGGUUCACCACUCUGUCUCCCAAGGACAAGGCCAAGAUCGUCAAGGACGUUUCCCAGCUUGCAAGAAGCUCCGCCAGUUCUCCUGAGUCGCCGGAUGUGGCUAACUGUCUUUGCUCGUUUGCAGAUACCAAGAUUGUCUACCGCCGAUAUGCCUCGCUUUUCUUCAUCGCCGGAUGCUCCUCCGAGGACAACGAGCUGAUCACCCUCGAGAUCAUCCAUCGCUACGUCGAACAGAUGGACAAGUACUACGGCAACGUCUGCGAGCUCGACAUCAUCUUCUCCUUUACCAAGGCCUACUACAUCCUUGACGAACUCCUGCUGGCGGGAGAGUUGCAGGAAAGCAGCAAGAAGAACGUCCUACGAUGCAUAUCGCAACAAGACUCGUUAGAGGACAUGGAGGUCGAGGAUGAAGUUACAAAGAUCAUGUAA